Molecule: messenger RNA, 1115 nt
Organism: Salvia splendens (bonfire salvia)
Lineage: Eukaryota; Viridiplantae; Streptophyta; Magnoliopsida; Lamiales; Lamiaceae
Exons: 3
Coding region: 325-771 (148 amino acids)
Biological process (GO): respiratory electron transport chain; aerobic respiration
Cellular component (GO): mitochondrion
Molecular function (GO): iron-sulfur cluster binding
Source: RefSeq, a predicted model, not a curated record
GGAAGUGAGUGAGAGUAGAGAGAAAAUAGCCAUAGCUCAUAGUUAGAAAGAGAGAAAAGAUUUGUGUAGUGCUGAAGUACUUUUGUUUGUGUAUUUUGUAAUCCUUUUGUGAGAAGCCUAUCAAUACUUAUCCUCCAUAUUUCAUCUUUAUUGAGUGCUCCUAUAUUUUGUAUGUCAAAUAUCCAACAAAUUUUACUAAACAACAAACCGCUUCUCAAAUCUAAACCCAGCAAACUGAGAAGUGCAGUAGAGAUAGAGAUAGAGAGAUGUGGAGAGCAUGGUUAAAGGGAGGAUCGAAACAAGUGUCUAAAUUUAGCACCAAAAAUGAGGCAAAAAAAGGGAGGUUUCCCCAUUCUGCAAGGCCACCCUGCUGCAGAGCAACAUGCUGAAGAAGUAGUUGAAUCACAACACAAUAUUCAAAAGAAUGUGAAAAAUAAGGAGGAGUUCAAGACAUACAAUUUCCUGCAAUAUCCGUUCCCUACCAUGUUUUAUCCUUUAGGAGUCAGAGUAAUUAUCCGUAUGGUUGCAGCACUGCUUCACGCGUAUCGCUGGAUAAGCGACAGUGUAUUUGGCAGUCGGGAUGAUUUUGGUGACGAGCGGCUGCAAGCACUGACGGAUAAGGAAGUUCGGCUGUAUCGGUGCAGGACUAUAAACAACUGCACAGCUACAUGCCCCAAGAGCCUAAAUCCGGCAAAUGCCAUCGGUUUGCUAGGCCGGCCGAGGAGUCCGACGAUAAAGAUCAGAUCGGGAGACUAUAUAUAUAGAGUGUAGAUGGUAAUUCUUCUUGCAUAUUGGAGAUGAAAGUGUAGAUGGUAAUUCUUCUUGCAUAUUGGAGAUGAUCAUGACGUUUCUAGUCGACCCUUAAGAGUUAAGGCGGUGCCCCCGAUCAAACAAAUUGGUUUACCUCAUGUUUUUAAGGUUUAAUAUAUUCCUAAUUUUUGUGUUUUACCUCAUCUUUUAUGCUUUACACUACUAAUAUUGGAAAAUUCCAAUAUUAGUACUUUGUUUUAGAGUGAUACUAAAUUGAAAUUUUGCAUAUAUUUCCAAAGGAAUUUUAGAUAUCAUGUAUAAGUACUAUCUAAGAAGUACUACCAAAUUAAAUUUAAUAAAUAGCU